ACGGCCGGCCCGCCGCUCCUCCCCGCGGAUUGGCGGAGCGGGAGGCGCAUGCGCGCGGUGCCGUGACUGGGCGGAGAGGCGGCGGCGGCGGCUCGAGAUGGCUGAGGUGGAAGAAACACUGAAGCGAAUUCAGAGCCAAAAAGGAGUGCAGGGAAUCAUUGUUGUUAAUUCUGAAGGUAUUCCUAUCAAAAGUACUAUGGACAACUCUACAACGAUUCAGUAUGCGGGCCUCAUGCACAGCUUCAUCAUGAAGGCAAGGAGCACUGUGCGAGACAUUGAUCCCCAGAAUGACCUCACAUUCCUGCGGAUCCGCUCCAAGAAAAAUGAAAUCAUGGUUGCACCAGAUAAAGACUACUUCCUGAUUGUCAUCCAGAACCCAACUGAAUGAUUACGCUGACUUGGUCUGGGGUUUUUUUCCCUUUGCCCAACUGUUUGGUUUUUUUAAUUUAAUGGUAAAGAAUAGAGCAUUAGUGUUAUUUCUGUUGUGCCACUUCAAUAAUGUCUGGAAAAACAAAACCAGGUGGUUUUGUUGUUUACAAACAGAAAAAGUGGCGCUUUUUUUUUUUUUUAUCACAAGUCGUUUCGAGGAGGAGUUGGUGAAUUAGAAUCAGGCAGUAAAAAAUCCAACAGAUUCUUUUAAUAGUUAAGAAGGUAAUAUAAUAAAAUUCUAAUAAU
Messenger RNA from Haliaeetus leucocephalus (bald eagle), 675 nucleotides. RefSeq names its product dynein, light chain, roadblock-type 1 (gene DYNLRB1). The coding region runs from base 98 to 388 and encodes 96 amino acids. Gene Ontology annotation, cellular component: centrosome; cytoplasmic dynein complex; cytoplasm. Lineage: Eukaryota; Metazoa; Chordata; Aves; Accipitriformes; Accipitridae. Gene Ontology annotation, biological process: microtubule-based movement. The record is from RefSeq and is a predicted model, not a curated record. The transcript has 4 exons. Gene Ontology annotation, molecular function: dynein intermediate chain binding.